This is a messenger RNA of Etheostoma spectabile (orangethroat darter), 8325 nucleotides long. It is a transcript of the gene gjd1b, whose product is annotated as gap junction protein delta 1b. The record is from RefSeq and is a predicted model, not a curated record. The coding region runs from base 1142 to 2062 and encodes 306 amino acids. Gene Ontology annotation, cellular component: connexin complex. Gene Ontology annotation, biological process: cell-cell signaling. Gene Ontology annotation, molecular function: gap junction channel activity. NCBI's taxonomy places the organism in Eukaryota, Metazoa, Chordata, Actinopteri, Perciformes, Percidae. The transcript has 2 exons.
AGCAGAGAGAUUCCUCUCCCUAAUCCUCUAGACACACGCUUGGUCUGGCUGCCUACUGGCUCAGAGAGAGAUAGACAGAGGCAGGUGGAGGACGCAAACGGAGAGAGAGAAAGAGAAACCAAGUAGGGAGGAUAAAACAAGAUGAAGGGAAGAGAGGAAAGGAGAGCUGCCGCGCUGACAGAUACGGAGAGAGGAGAGUGAGGACGAGGAGGACUGGAGAAACCAGGGACGGCUUCAAGCAAAGUAAAGGAGACGGAGGAGGUGUGCAAUGCUUUAGUCCAGCGCAGCCGGAACCAAACCAGGAGAGAAGGAGAGAAGCAACAGAGAGAAGUGGGGGGGGGGGAUCCAUCAAAGAAAAUAGCUGGCAGAGAGGACCGAGAAAGAAGAGACAAAGGGAGAAAGAAAUGAAGAGGAUGGACAAGAAGAGAACAAGCAGAGACACAGAUCCCUGGUUAUUCAGGCUCACAUGAGUGUAUGGACCUGAGAGUUACUACAAGAUGCUGUCCAAGAAGCAGUGUGUGAGGGCAGAGUGAUGGAUGUCUGUUUGCACAAACUACGGCUGCUCCUUGAAACUCAGUAGAAGUAGAUGAGUUCUAGUGUGUCUGUGUGCAUGACCAGGUGUGUGUGUCAGUGUGAGAACAUAUGACAGACCAGAUGUUUUAGGAGGUAAACAGGGUCAGGUGCUACCAGAGGAGGGACACAAGGAGGAAAGUGGAAAGAGAAUCGUAUGGACGAAGAAUUAAACACACACAGACACACAAACGCACACACACACACACACACACAUAGACACCAAUGAAAGUGUGUGUACAGCUAGUACAUAGACGGGCUUCAGUCCAACCAUCUCAGGUGCAGUUAAGGCUGUGUGUGUUUGUGUGUGCAUGUUUGUGUGUUUUCGGAGAGCCCCUAAAAAAAAAAGAAAGUCAGCAACAAAAGGUGCCACUGAGCUUCUUCAAGGUUGCUUUUGAUUCCUUUUUUUUACACCAAACAAGCCACCUGAAACCACUCCCUACCUCAUCUCAACCCAUACAAGUGGACUUGAAGACUCAUAAAAAGGGACUUUAACACCAGCUCUGGUGCUCUGCUGACUGGGAACCCCCACCUGAUUUCCUGUGCCAGUGGAUGCCACCUAACUCCAACCAUGGGAGAAUGGACCAUCCUGGAGCGCCUUUUGGAGGCCGCCGUGCAGCAGCACUCUACUAUGAUCGGAAGGAUCCUGCUAACAGUAGUGGUGAUAUUCCGUAUCCUCAUCGUGGCAAUCGUUGGGGAGACAGUGUACGAGGACGAGCAGACCAUGUUCAUCUGCAACACUCUGCAGCCUGGCUGCAACCAGGCCUGCUACGACAAGGCCUUCCCCAUUUCCCACAUCCGCUACUGGGUUUUCCAGAUCAUACUGGUGUGCACGCCCAGCCUCUGCUUCAUCACCUACUCCGUCCACCAGUCAGCCAAGCAGAAAGACCGGCGCUACUCCUUUCUCUAUCCCAUAAUGGAGAGGGACUACGGGGGAAGGGACGGGACACGAAAGCUCCGCAACAUUAAUGGAAUUCUAGUUCAACAUGGUGGUGAUGGCGGAGGAGGGAAGGAAGAACCUGACUGCUUGGAGGUGAAGGAGAUCCCCAAUGCCCCGCGGGGCCUCACCCACGGGAAGAGCUCCAAGGUUCGCCGGCAAGAAGGGAUCUCCCGCUUUUACAUUAUACAGGUGGUGUUCAGAAAUGCACUGGAGAUUGGCUUCUUGGCGGGCCAAUACUUCCUUUACGGCUUUAGUGUACCUGGGAUUUUUGAGUGUGACCGCUACCCAUGUUUGAAGGAGGUAGAGUGCUACGUGUCCCGCCCCACAGAAAAAACGGUUUUUCUGGUGUUCAUGUUUGCGGUGAGUGGCAUCUGUGUAGUGCUCAACCUGGCCGAGCUCAACCAUCUGGGCUGGCGUAAGAUCAAGGCUGCCAUCAGGGGCGUCCAAGCCCGCAGGAAGUCGAUCUGUGAGAUAAGGAAGAAGGACAUGGCGCAUCUGUCCCAGCCGCCAAACCUGGGACGCACGCAGUCCAGCGAAUCAGCCUACGUCUGAUGAUGAUGAUGAUAAUGAAGAGAGGAAAAGGAGAAGUGGGGUGAAUGGGCAAGAGAGAGAGAAUGAAUAAUUAUGAUUUUAAUUUAAUGAAGAUGGGAUGGAGAUUACCCCUCCUCUGUGAUGAUGUGAAUGAAACAGAAUGUAAAAAGACCAAAUCUCUGGCUCUACGACUUUGAGAGUCAUCAAGGAGGAGGGGAAGAAGAAAUAAAGGCGUAGAGGGAGGAUAAGAGAGGACAAAAAGUAUAUUCUGCGAAUGAACAUGAUGAACACAAUUUGGUCUCAUGGGGAGAUAUUCCAACUGCCAUUUUGUACUUUUGUCUUCUUUUUUUAAACUACUUAAAUGUUCUCCUCCGCCCCUCAUUUCUUUUAAAGUGGGAAAUUAAAUCCUCAAGGGGCUGGAGAGGGAAGGACUAGAGAUGAGAAGACGAGAGAAAGGGAGAAGAGAACAGAUGAGAGUCUGUUUUGUGUUCUUUGGGGAUAUUGGAAGAUGACGGCGGUGUUUAAUAUUGCAUCCCAUGGUGCUUUUCUUCUGGACUGUGUCAGCCUCAGUGAAAAAGGGGAGCACUAGAUAGGGGAUGGGACAGCAGCAACAUCAUUAAAAGAGGAACGGAAGAACUGUCGAAGCCACGACGGAUACUCGAAAAUGAAGGCGAGUUUGAGAGAGACAGAGACAGAAACAGGGGGAGGGCAGGGGGGUUAUACCUGCGGAGGAGGGAAGACACUUUUUCUAUUGCUUCCUCUGCUUGCUGGAGACUCAGGGUAGACCGAAGCAAAGAGAGAAAAAGCUGCCUCUGAUCAGUGUCAGCCUCGCCUCUGUUGGAACAUCAUCAGGAUCCAAAGCCAAGAGAAAAAGACUGACGAUGUUUAUGUUUUGUCUCUUGGCAAAAGAUGAAUUCAACACAAACACAGCGCGUACCAUAAACACUUUUUUUCCCUCUCCCCGAUCUCUCACACUCUCUGCUCCACAGUUGGCAGCUAUAUAGACCCCAGGGGCUUCUGAUGACAUUAAUGACUCUUGCUGCUCUCAUUCUGCGUAAACGUUGGAGAGGAACUUAUGAACAAAUGGACAAACACGCGUGUAAACGUCACUCUCUCCUAAAGCACAAACCAAACUUCCAGCAUUCCAGUGUGCUGGGAGACAAAGGAGAGGAAGAGGAGAGGCAGAGAGAGGAGAGGAGAUAAAAGGAACAGGAGCUUGUAAAGAAUGGGAAGAGAUCACUUUAUUUCAACUUUAAACAAAUUUUAUAAAAUAUAUCACCAUGAGUUUUGAUUUUUUUUUUCAAAGAAAGCGAUGGUGCCAUCCUUGAGAGAUUUAAUUAUUGUUGAAAAGUUAUAGAAUAUAUCAUAUUAUUUAUCCAUUUAGAAUAUAUCCAAAUAGAUUUAUUUAUCUGCGUGCGGGUUGGUUGGGACAUCAUGUUGAUGUUUAUUUCAAAUGUAUAAACUGUCUGUUUUUUUUUCAUUUAUGUUUAGUUUAAAGCAUUUCUUACUGAUGGAACAGAUUCAUGGCAUGUACAGGGUGGGAAGGGACACAUUUGUGAACUUUAUUUUGAAAAGUAUUGAGGCUGUGCAGCUGAUUUUUUACGUGCAACUGUUUAGGAAAUCUUCAUAGCAAUUGCAACUUAAUUGCAUUCAAAAUGUAGAACAAUGCGCCUUUUCCAAAAUCAGCUGCAUGGCUUCGGGCAAUUAAGGCCUGUGAGCCAUUUGAAAAAGGCAUGUUUACAUGACGCAAUGUUUCGUGAAUGAUCAAGCUGUGUAGCCGAUGAGUAGUAACUCAGUAGGGAAAGUUGUGUUUUUGAAUCUCAGUGGUUUUCAUUUUGCAUUUCUUUCCUGACUGAAAUUUCAGCAUGCAUGCCUUGUAAGAGAAAAGAAGGACUAGAAGAAAAAGACUACGAUGACAGAAAGUGUUGCACCUUGAUUAAUCCAGACGAGUGGGAGAGUGGCAGACUGAUGGAACUCAUUUUGCGUCAUCAGCAUCUAGGCAGUGUUGAUCGGACACAGUACAUCAUAGACAAGUGCAUCAUUUAAAACAGGGUGCUUUCACAGUGCUGGCCUGUGAAACCAGACAUAGGGACAGUUUAGUGGACUACAUGUGGUGUCUUUAAAAAAGAAUAUCUGAUGAUUUAACUGACAUGACACUGUUCUGUUCCUCAAAGCAGAUCAUGGCACAACUUUAUCUUUUUAAAUCAGUUCAUGUUCAUUGAUUCUAUUGCAGUGACAAAGAUAUUAGAGUGUUUAGGUACAGUGAUUUUAUUCAUUAUCAGCUAACUGUAACUAACUCUAGCUUACUCUAGCAGAUCAUUGGUCUAAGCUUUAGCCCUGGCAUUGAGGAUCUCAUCUACCAUAGCAAUCUGAAUGGCCUUAUGCAGCUCAACACUGCAAUAGCUUAACACUGCCACACAUGUGGGUUUGACUUUUACAGGGGGCCACACAUGCACCACUGCUUCUCUCUCAAAGCAUUUUAUUAUUUAUUGUUAUUAUUAUUCCAAACUGAAGCUGCAGUAUCCUACAUUAUUUUGUUUCCUUUUAAACUUCUGCCACUAGAUUGCAGCAAUAAUUGUUGAAAAUGUGAAGAACAUUUCCUUGUAAAAAGCAGUGUAUAACUUUCUGUUGUAUCAAGUUUCCUUCAAUUUGCCUUAUCUGCUUGUGCUUUUAUUAGCCAUCUCCCACAUUUCCCACAAUGCCUUUGGAUAACUCCUUAGUCAUUUUGCUGUAGGUAAAUAAAAGGAAAAUUUGUUGCAUCAGCACCAUUUAUAACCUCUAAUGCAGCCCCCAAGUACAGAGGAAAUUUUUAGUCAGCUAGGUGAUUUUACAUCCUCUUAACAUCAACAUCAGAUUUUACCAAUUCUCUACACAGAUGUAAAAUGUUUAUUUUCUCUGUCGUUUGUAGUUUUUUUUUUAGGAAGAAACAUAUGUGUCAUCAAAUAACAUUGGAGCUCUGGAAAUACGCACCAUAAACACACGUAAGCCUGAGCCACUGGAGGUCUUUGAGCAACAGAAACAGCUGACAUAGCAAAAGAAAUCCCCCCAACUCUCUGUUUCUCCAUUCACCCCCACUGUCAUAAUCUCUGUGAUUCUUACAGGUGAUUAUCUCCAGAUUUAGGCUCCUCUGAGGAUCUCUGUGGGGCUCAAUGGGAUCGGUGCAGUCUACUUUAUGCACUAGGAGGGACAAAUGCACUGAAAAGGCAUCCCGGAAUGCCUAAGAAUAAAGGUUGAGUCAUGGCUUCCCUCAGUUACUGACAGUGUGUGCUUCUGUUGAAGGCUUAAACGCUGACCUUGAGCUUAAAGACCAAGCCGACGUCCUGUACAACAUGCAGCUCCUGCUGGACGGUCACUGCGCACUACAGCACUGAUCUAAUCUCAACAGAGCACAGGUCAAUGCUGGUAUGAGGCCUAUUUUCUGUGACUGGUAGAUACACACAUGCUGAACAUACAUUCAUUCUAAAAAAAAGGAUGCAUGUGAGAACAGUAGUUUGAGUUCUGUUUCUGUUGUUAUGUCUGGUUUCAGUAACAUUUAUUCACACAAUGCUUGAGGACGUUGAGGGACAUAAAUGUUUCCUAGUUGUCUUUGGUUUACAUUUACCCAGCACUGAUUGUGUCUCACAAUCACUGCAGUUGGUGUAUUAAUUACUUCUGAGAGUAAAUCAGGCCCAAGUUCUUCCAACAGUCCACUACUCUCCACAGUCUACUUUUCUAUUUGUCAAUGUGAAAUGAAUUAUGCAACUUUUCUUUUCUCAUUUGCUUCUCUUUUUGACUUGUGUGGAUUUUUUGUGCAGUGACAUAUCAAAAAAGAAAGAUGGUUUUUUUUCUAUGUAAAGGAACAAAAAGUUAUUGUUUUUUCAAUGUGUAAACACAAGGGUAGAAUGUUGAAAUAUAAGACUAGCUGAAAAAUAUGUUAUAUUUCCUCCCUUGCCAAAGUUAUAUGCAAAAUUUAAUUCAUUUUCAAAGAUUUUUUUAACUGCAUGUGCAAUGGCUAGACUGAGCAUGUUUCAAUGUUUUCUUCAGCAGAGUUUUGUCCAAACUAUGAAGCAAAGCUAUUACGUCUUGAUGCCAAGUGUGUAUAUUAAUUAACCAGUUCUUAAGACGGUACAGAGCCAGGCAGACAAUACCAACUCAGUGAUGUUUAAACUUCCGAUAACAUUUUAUCAGUCUCAGUUUCAACUCCCAAAAGGUUUUUGAAAAGCACUACGCACAUCAAAUCUUCUACUUUAAGAAAUUUGCACAUGAAUAUAACACCUUUAUAAUCUGUUGUAGAAUAUGAUUUACAAGCAAAUUCAAAGUCAAAUGAUCUACUGUAAAACACAGGGUAAACAGGAAUAUGAACAAGCAGGUUAAAGACUGGCACCAUGAGGUGUCAGGCGCCAUAACAUUCCAAGGUUAAGUUCCCAGCACAAUGUGUAAUUAACCUGCAAUCUACAGCCUCUUGAUGUGUUAAAUACGAUUCAAUCCUCAGUGAAGCGCCACACGGACACUUUCUUGCGGGAACAGUACACUGACAGCUGACUCAGGAAAGAGAAAAAUUCUGAUCUUUUACACCAAUCUUUUCUAGUACACAGGAUGUUUUUACAUUAACACACAGGAACGCUUUUGGAGAAGUGGUAUCACAACAUGUCAGCAUACCUUCCAUUGACACCUUACCCUGUACUGUCAAGCCCACCCAAGAAAAUUGUCUUCAAACCUGAUUAUCUACGGUGCUAUUGAGGUUGGACGUUUUACCAAAAACAUGAAUUCAGCUACAUUCCCUUGUCUUCAGCACACUACUGCCCCACAUAUCACAGGUCCUGUAGCAAUCCAAGGUUACCUUAAAAAUCAAUCUGUUCCUCUUUGACUGUUACUACCAAACAGGCAUGCCCUCAAAAGCCUAGAGCAGGUAAUUAUCAUUUGCAUGAAACUUUCCACUAACUUUCUUCUGCAGAACCGUAGCAAACAAUUUGAUUCCUCAGGAAUGCAGCAUGUAAUUGAGCUGCUUCAUUCAUUAACACAGAGCUUACUGAACUAUUACAUUACAAAUAGAGAUUAACUUACUGUAGUCACAUGUAGCCAAUCCUGCGGGCUGGUUAGUGGCCCUUGAGCAGGUUAUGGAAGCACCCAUUUUAUUCAUUUAAGGGCUUCUUACUUAUUAUAAACUAAAAAGCCAUAGUUUAACAAAAAAAGAAAAGAUUUCAAACUUGAGUCAGCACAUUACUUUGAAAAAGUAUGUUAUUCACUCAUGGGCCAAGAUUAAUCACAUUUUUAGUCAAUUAGGUCAAUUUUGCAUUUAAAUUGAAAAUUAGACAUCUUGUUUCAAAAGAAAAGCUUUUAAUUGUGUUUAAUUGAAUUAGAUACAUUUAAGUUACAAAGCUCCUUUUAUCCAGAUGUUAAUUUUUCAUUUUAGAAAUAAAAUGCUUCCUCCUCCCCCCUCCAGCCCUAUAUGAUACUGGUGCUGCUGCACUGUGGGCUAGAUUAUAACCAUUUCAGGGUUCAGAGAUGGACCUCUCAAUCUCUCUCUAAUCUGUCAUGAUAUUAAUCGUGAUUACUUCAUCUAAUUACACUGAGUGGCAGAUACAGGCAGAGUGGGAUUUAAACAACCAUCCGGAUUUGAUUAAAUAUAGCCCCUGCACAUCUCUCUCAUCUGGCUUUAACCAGCUCUGCAACCACCUACUGGCAGCAGCGGUUGUGCAUGUGAGAUUAUGACCUGAGAUAGCUCUAGUUUGUCUCUGAAAUUCAGUAAUUUCAAGAUUUAUAGAGUUUUAAUUAGAAAAGGGGGAUCAUAUACAAGUAGGACAGAGCAAGAACCCUUCAUCUUUUCAAUUCUCCAAGACCAGCACCUCAUAAGUUCAGACCAAGUCACCUUUAUGUGAACUGUGUGAGAAGCUCUAUGUUACAAUGAGAGAGAUGAACCCUGAAUAGGACCAUGUCUGGUGGGUGGGGGAGCAUUGUGAAGUUUAGCCAAUAUUUGGCAUCCUACAGUCGUAAUCAAUACAAGGGAUUAUAUUUUAGGGAUCAGAAAGGGAAAAUUGUUAAAUAUGUUAGCCCUAGAAACUUGACAUUCUUCCGCUUAGCUUCUACUGUGACAUCUGUACGGAUAUGAAAGCAUGGACUAAAAACAGAAACAUAAAACAGACAUUCAAACACACACACGCUUUGUAAUCUAAAAUACUGUUGUUUCCGACUGCAGAUUUGAUGGUGUACCUGAUGGACCUUCGUUGAAGGUUCACUGUAUAUUUCUGACUGGUGUACUGUAUGUAAAGACUGAAUAAAACCUUGAAUGUUACAUAAAGCCUGAA